Metarhizium acridum CQMa 102 is the source of this 336-nucleotide messenger RNA. RefSeq lists its product as uncharacterized. Lineage: Eukaryota; Fungi; Ascomycota; Sordariomycetes; Hypocreales; Clavicipitaceae. The record is from RefSeq and is a predicted model, not a curated record.
AUGCCGACCUCAGCUGCCUCAACCGAAAUCCUAUCCAUCCUGAGGCAUGUUACGGCCAACAAACAGAACAAGGCUGCCGCACGACUGGCCACGAUUGACAGUCAUGUGCGCGAUGCAGAAUCUGCUAUUUCGUCCCAGUCUGGCGUAACCGACGGCAGGAGCCUUGAGUUUGAUGUGCUCAUGCUACUGACUACGCUACGCAAGGCAUGGCAUUUGCCGGAUCUCUCCAUGUACAAGUUAACGGUCGGGGAGCAGUUGGCGGCACAAGUACUACGGCAGACCGCGGAACAAGAAGCGGUGGAGAGGACGGAACAACGAGGUGGGAAGAUCGAUUGA